Molecule: messenger RNA, 890 nt
Organism: Caenorhabditis angaria
Lineage: Eukaryota; Metazoa; Nematoda; Chromadorea; Rhabditida; Rhabditidae
Source: the annotation of a GenBank genome assembly
AUGAAUAGAAUUGUAUUAUUAUUUUUGCUUUUUAAAAGUGUAAAAAUUGUUCAAAAUUCUGAAGAUUAUAGUGAUAAUAAUAAUAAUUGUAAUGAUGUUUCGGUUGAAUGCAAAAUUAUUGCUAUAAAAUGUUUAUCGCCAAAUCGGGUUGAACAGAAAUUGAUGGAAUUAGCAUGUCCCAUGACAUGUGGUUACUGUAAUGGUGAGUUAUUUAAAUGUAUUAAGAUUAUUUGUUAUUUACAGAACCCUUCGAAACUUCAACUGAAGUUUUAACAACUUCAACUACUACCACGACCACAACAACUCAACCUCCAUUUAUUGUAAGAUCUCGUUGUUAUGAUGAAUCAGAUGAUUGUGAGAAAAGAUCGAAAUUUUGUACAAGACGAUUAUAUCGAAGAAUGAUGAAUAUUCAAUGUGCUAGAACUUGUAGAUUUUGUAUUCCGGAAGAUGAAAUUUUGAAGCCUGGAGAAGAUGAAGAUGAGGAUUUGGAUAUUAGCCGAGAAAUGCAUAUCAGAACUUUGAAUUCUAGUUAGUUUCUUUUUUUGCUUCUCAAUUUAAUUUAUCCUAACCUAAUACAUUUCAUUCUAGAACUUGGAAGAGAAACAGUCGAGAAGUUGAAAAAGAUGAGAAUUGUCGAUAAUGUAUUAUCGCUUGUCAAAAAACCCUCAACCACAUCUACUCCUCCUCAAUGUGUUGAUCGAGCCAAUGAUUGCUCGAAAACUGCGAAACUUUGCAAGUCUCGGAAAUAUAUUCACAUCUUUCGAAAAUUAUGCGCAAGCACAUGUAAUUAUUGCGAAUUUUCAACAGUUCAAUAUUUUUCGGACACUCCUAUAUCAGUUUUGGAUUACAUUGAUGAUGAAGAAGAUCUAGACGAAAUUGAAUCUAGCUGA